AUGCCCGGUCUGGUCACUGCCACUGGUGUGCUGGCCUUCCUAGCCGACGAGGAGCCCGAGCUCAAGAUCUUCGCCCUCCAGACUCUGAACGAUGAUAUCGACACCGUUUGGUUCGAGGUCGCAGGCGCUCUUGGACAGAUCGAGGCUCUCUACGAAGACGAUUCCUUCCCCGAGCGGAAACUGGCUGCGCUAGUUCUGUCCAAGGUCUACUAUCAUCUGCAGGCCUACGAUGAGAGCAUGUUCUUCGCCCUCGCCGCCGGCGACCUCUUCAAGCUUGACACCCCGGGCGAGUUCGAGGAGACCAUCAUCUCCAAAUGUGUCGACCACUACAUUGCCACCAAGAACGAGAACCACGUCGUCCCCACCAAGAAGGAUAAAGACAACGACACCUCGAUGCCCGCCCUGGCCACCGCGUUCUCGAGCGGCACCGCCGACGGCAACGCCUCCGCUCUGAUCUCACCCACCACGCCCUUCUCCCAGUCGACCCUGCCGUCAAAGUCCCUCCUUUCUCGAGCAUCCACCGAAAACACCAUCCUUGACCCCUCGUUCGAACCUCAGAAGAAGCAGCACCGGUCGUCUUCCAUCGCCCUGACCAACAACGAGCUGGACACCCGACGCGCCAUUGACAGUGUCAUUGAGCGCCUCUUUGAGAGCUGUUUGAGGGAGGGCCGCUACCAGCAGGUCGUGGGCAUCGCGGUUGAGGCCAAGCGACUCGACGUGGUCAACAAGGUCAUCCAGCGCGCUGAUGACGACCAUAAGCGGACGAAGGGCAAGACUGCCCAAGACGAUGUCAUGGGUCCCGCCGAGGAGCUGAUGGAUUACUGCCUGGGCAUAUGCAUGGACGUCGUGCAAGAGAGGGCCUUCCGAGACGACAUACUGCAGCUGGUGCUCGGCAUCCUGACCAGUGGCAGAGCGAAAGAUCCCGACUACUUCUCCAUCGCCAAGUGCAUUGUCUACCUGAACAAGGAUGAGCAGGCACGCACCGUCAUCCAGCAUCUUGUCAAUUCUAGUACUGUCGAGGCCACAGCGAUUGCCUACCAGUUCGCUUUCGAUCUGUAUGACAACGGUACGCAGGAAUUCCUUGGCAAGGUCAUUUCGGCCCUUCCAAAGGGCGAUGCUCCGGCGCAGCAAAAGGAGGCGCAAGGCACUGGCGAGUCCGAGAGCGAGCCCCUACUUGGCAGCAACGAGAACACUGGCGGCUCGGAGGACGUCGAGGUCGAUGAGAAGAAGGCCGCCAUCUACAAGAACAUCCGGUCCAUUCUCGACGGCACCACGACCAUCAAGCUCAAUCUCGAGUUCCUCUACCGCAAUAACCACACAGACCUGAGCAUCCUGAACAAGGUGCGAGAUAGCCUGGAAGGCCGGAACUCCAUCUUCCACACCGCGGUGACCUUCUGCAAUGCCUUCAUGAAUCAGGGCACCACCAACGAUAAGUUCUUCCGCGACAACCUGGAAUGGCUCGGCAAGGCCGUCAACUGGUCCAAGUUUACCGCUACUGCGGCACUGGGCGUCAUCCACCGCGGAAACCUCUCUCAGUCCAGGAAGCUCCUCGAGCCCUACCUGCCCCGAGGCGCUGGCGGAAUUAACAGCGGCUCGCCAUACUCCCAGGGCGGUGCGCUGUACGCGUAUGGUCUGAUCCACGCCAACCACGGCGCCGACGCUCUAGACUACCUCAAGACACAGUUCUCUGCGGCUGAGGAGGAGGUUAUUCAGCAUGGUGGUGCUCUGGGUCUCGGCCUGGCUGGCAUGGCGAGUGGCAACGAGGAGAUAUUUGACAACCUCAAGGCUGUUCUCUAUGCCGACUCGGCUCUGAACGGUGAGGCUGUGGGUCUGUCUAUGGGCUUGAUCAUGCUCGGCACCGGCAACGUGAAGGCACUGGAAGACAUGGUGGCCUACGCGCACGAGACGUCGCACGAGAAGAGCGUCCGAGGUCUGGCCCUAGGCAUGGCCCUGAUCAUGUACGGCCGGCAAGAAGGCGCCGACGUCAUGAUAGAAGGACUGCUCAACGAUCCGGACCCAACCCUGCGAUACGGCGGAAUCAUGACCGUCGCCAUGGCCUACUGCGGCACUGGCAGCAACAAGGCUAUCAGAAAGCUACUGCAUAUCGCCGUCAGCGAUGUCAACGACGACGUGCGCCGGAUUGCCGUCAUGAGCUUGGGGUUCAUCCUGUUCCGAAAGCCCGGCAGCGUCCCCCGCAUGGUCGAGCUUCUCUCCGAGUCCUACAACCCUCACGUCCGGUACGGCUCUGCGAUGGCGCUGGGCAUUUCGUGCGCGGGAACUGGGCUGGACGAGGCCAUCGACCUGCUCGAGCCGAUGAUGAAGGACCCGACCGACUUUGUCCGACAGGGAGCACUGAUCGCGCUCGCCAUGAUCAUGAUCCAGCAGAACGAGGUGAUGAACCCCAAGGUAGCAGCGAUCCGCAAGACGCUCAAGAAGGUUGUUGGCGACCGGCACGAGGACGCCAUGACCAAAUUCGGUGCCGCCCUUGCUUUGGGUAUCAUCGACGCUGGAGGACGUAACUGCACCAUCGGCCUGCAGACCCAGACCGGCAAUCUCAACAUGGCUGGCAUCGUGGGCAUGGCUGUCUUCACCCAGUAUUGGUACUGGUUCCCCUUCACUCACUUCCUAUCUCUAGCAUUCAGCCCGACGUCCAUCAUCGCACUCGACCACGACUUGGAUAUCCUUGACGUCAAGUUCCAAUGCGCAACGAAGCCCAGCCUCUUCGACUAUCCUCCCGAGCAGGAAGUGAAGACCGAGGAGGGGCCUGCGUUGAUUGCGACGGCCAUCUUGUCGACCACUGCCCAGGCCAAACGCCGCGCCCAGAAGAAAGAGAAGGCGCAGCGUCGGGAGAGCAUGGACAUUGACACCACCACCACGCCCACCAUCUCUAAGCCGGCUGAAGGCAGUGACAAGAUGGACGUCGAUGACAAGGCUAAGUCUGGGGAGGAGAAUAAAGACAAGAAAGAGGAUACGCCAGCGCCGGGCGAGAAGGAGGGCUCGGCGCCUCCGACCGACCUUAAGAAGAGGUCAGAAAAGGAGAAGCCGGGCUAUGAACUCGAUAACAUGAGCCGAGUCUUGCCUGGGCAGCUCAAGUACAUCAGUCUCCCCAAGGGACGAUACUGGCCGGUCAAGCUGCUCAGGGCUGGUCCAUUGCCUACUCGUGGCCCCAUUCUCCUACAUGACAUGCAGCCCGAGAAGGAGAAAGCCCUCAUCGAAGAGAAGCUGAAGAAGGUGGCUACCGAGAAGGCCCCGGUUGCCGGAGGUAACGGUCAGGGCAGGACUUCUCGGUCGGAGGCGGACGCCUUGCUAAGCCGAAUGCUGGCUACUCGGGGCAUAAAUGAGAGCGGCGCGGCUGCGGCGGCUGGUGUGCUCACGGCUGUGGACGAGGACGCAGAGGGAGAUGAGGAGGCCCAGCCCCCGCGCGAUUUCGACUAUUUCACCGAGACUGAGGGUGAGGAAUAG
This is a messenger RNA of Anthostomella pinea, 3462 nucleotides long. Lineage: Eukaryota; Fungi; Ascomycota; Sordariomycetes; Xylariales; Xylariaceae. The record is from the annotation of a GenBank genome assembly.